This is a messenger RNA of Microtus oregoni (creeping vole), 1771 nucleotides long. RefSeq names its product C-reactive protein (gene Crp). The record is from RefSeq and is a predicted model, not a curated record. Gene Ontology annotation, biological process: innate immune response. Gene Ontology annotation, molecular function: low-density lipoprotein particle binding; complement component C1q complex binding. Lineage: Eukaryota; Metazoa; Chordata; Mammalia; Rodentia; Cricetidae.
UUCUCAUCAUUGCUCUGUCAGAUACAACUGUGUCCUCGUAGUGGAGAAAUCCAGAUCCCAGCAGCAUCAACAGCCAUGGAGAGGCUUCUGUGCUACUUACUGAUCUUGAUCAGCUUCUCUCAGGCCUUUGUCCAGAAAGACAUGUCUAAAACGGCCUUCGUAUUUCCCAAAGAGUCAGCCAAUUCCUAUGUAUCCCUGGAUGCACUGUCAAAGAAACCACUGACAGCCUUCACUGUGUGUCUCCAUAUCUACACAGAUAAGAGCACAACCCGCAGCUUCAGUAUUUUCUCUUAUGCUACCAAGAAAGACUCUAAUGACAUUCUCAUAUUUUGGAGUAAGGAUAGAGGGUAUAUUUUUGGAGUGGGUGGGCCUGAAAUAGUGUUCAAGGCUUCUGAAAUUCCUGAAUCUCCAACACACAUCUGUGCCAGCUGGGAGUCUGCUAUGGGGCUUGUAGAAUUCUGGGUUGAUGGGAAACCCAAGGUGCGGAAAAGUCUUCAAAAGGGCUACACUGUGGCGACAGAUGCAAGCAUCAUCCUGGGGCAAGAGCAGGACUCAUAUGGUGGUAGUUUUGAUAUAAACCAGUCUUUUGUGGGAGACAUCGGAGAUGUGAACAUGUGGGACACUGUGCUAUCUCCAGAACAGAUCAAUACAGUGUAUGUUGGCGGGUCACUCAGCCCCAAUGUUUUGAACUGGCAGACACUCAAGUAUGCAGUACAGGGUGACGUGUUUAUCAGGUCCCAGCUAUGGCCCUGACCUACUGUUGUGAGUCACGAGACACCUCCUGGGAUUACAUUCUCUCCCUUGUCUCCGGUUAUAGACCUUUUAACACCAACAGAUGCUGCAGCUCUAGUCUGUGAAUAUGGCCCUUCCACCUCCCUGCUCUGCCUUCCUCGGCACCAGGGCAUGACAUUGAAGUGUAUGGCAUUAGUUUGUGCAUCACACUGGGAAUCUUUAUCAAAGAGAAUCGGAAAGUUGCAUGUUUUUGUUUUUGAUUUUUUUGAGACAGGGCUUCUCUGGGUAACAGCCCCGCUGUCAUGGACCUUGCUCUGUAGACCACGCUGGCCUUGAACUCAUUGAGAUCCACCUGCCUCUGCCUCCCAAGUAAUGGGAUUAAAGGUCUGUGCCACAUCACCUGACUUUUAUAAUAUAUAUUUUUAAUUGAAAGAAUUUUAAACAAUCACUCACUCUCACAUAGAUGAGAAAACAGACAUACAAAAAGAAGAGUGAAUUUUUUUAUUUAAAUUUUUUGUUUAAAGAAUUUUACACAUGAAUGCUGUAUUUACUUCAUUUCUACCUAUCCCUCUCCAAAUCCUCCUGUGUUUGAUCUCUUAUUUAUUAGUUUUAUAUGCAUACACAUAAAUACAUACAAUAUGUACCAUCUGUCUGUCUGUCUAUCAAUCAUCUAUCUAUCUAUCUAUCUAUCUAUCUAUCUAUCUAUCUAUCUUCCAUUUAGCAUUGCAUGGAUCUUGUUGAGGGUUGACCACCUGGGACUGGAUAACCUAUGGGUCGGGCGGCACACCCCUGAAGAAAACUGAUGCUCCUUUUCUCAGCAGCCAUUGGUCGCCUGUGGCUUUCAUACAGAGGUGGGACUUGGUGAAAUUUCUUCUAUCUGUGUUGCAUGUAAACUAGUGUUGCCAUUAUGAAGGUCUUGUUUUGGCAACCCAGAAAGAUGGAACACUGUCUGCACUGUGCUCAGAGUCAGUUCUUUUCUGAAAUAAAAUCUGUAUCUGAACUUCCCACGAGUCAAUAAAGCCACUAUGGUUUAAAUAAA